Messenger RNA from Lipotes vexillifer (Yangtze River dolphin), 1606 nucleotides. RefSeq names its product zinc finger protein 691 (gene ZNF691). Gene Ontology annotation, molecular function: DNA-binding transcription activator activity, RNA polymerase II-specific; RNA polymerase II cis-regulatory region sequence-specific DNA binding. Gene Ontology annotation, cellular component: nucleus. The coding region runs from base 120 to 977 and encodes 285 amino acids. Gene Ontology annotation, biological process: regulation of transcription by RNA polymerase II. The transcript has 2 exons. NCBI's taxonomy places the organism in Eukaryota, Metazoa, Chordata, Mammalia, Artiodactyla, Lipotidae. The record is from RefSeq and is a predicted model, not a curated record.
GCUGGAGCUAGGGAUGGUGUAUACCCACCCCUUCAACCAGGACGAAAGAUUCCCUGGGGUCUGGCCUGACCCAAGGAAUAAAGGUGUUGGCCAUUUGUGUUCAUUCUCAGGGUUCAGAGAUGGGCAGUGAGAAGGAGCAGAGCCCAGAACGGCACCUGCCUGAGGAAGGGGAACGGGGUAAUAAGCCAUGGAGAGUGGAUGACUCAGAGGGUUCUUGGAUCCCAGAUGGGGAGAAAGAGCAUGGGCAAGCAAGCCUGCCAGAGGGGCCACAAGGGCUCUAUCCAGAGAAGCCACCGCAGGACGUCAUUGUCCCCGCUGGAGAGCCAGAGGACCUCUCUGCUCAUCCGAGGCCCGAGGCUGAUGAGAAGCCCUUUAUAUGUGCCCAGUGUGGCAAAACCUUCAAUAAUACCUCCAACUUGAGAACACACCAGCGGAUCCACACAGGCGAGAAACCCUACAAGUGUUCUGAGUGUGGCAAGAGCUUCUCGAGAAGCUCCAACCGCAUCCGGCACGAGCGCAUCCACCUGGAGGAGAAGCACUAUAAGUGCCCCAACUGCGAGGAGAGCUUCCGGCGGCACUCGGACCUCACCUCGCACCAGCAGGACCACCUGGGCAGGUGGCCCUUCCGCUGCGACAUCUGCGGCAAGAGCUUCAGCCAGAGCUCGGCGCUGGCCGUGCACUACCGGACCCACCUGGAGCCGGCGCCCUACAUCUGCUGCGAGUGCGGGAAGAGCUUCAGCAACAGCUCCAGCUUCGGCGUGCACCACCGCACCCACACGGGUGAGCGGCCCUAUGAGUGCGCUGAGUGCGGGCGCACCUUCAGCGACAUCUCCAACUUUGGGGCGCACCAGAGGACCCACAGGGGCGAGAAGCCCUACCGGUGCACGCUGUGUGGGAAGCACUUCUCCCGCAGCUCCAAUCUCAUCCGCCACCAGAAAACUCACCAGGGAGAGCAGGCUGGGAAAGAUUCCAGCUGAAGAGGGCGAGGAAGAGAAAGAGCAGAGCAUGGGACCCCAACCUAGUGCAGAAAGAUCUUUAGGAUCUCCUGCUGCCCCCUUGACCUCAAGCCCUUCCUCCCACUUUGGAGAGUGGUUUUCUGUUGCCUCUGAAGCCAGGAUCUCCAGGAAGUCCUGAGAAGGGACUCUUGAGUAAAAAUCGUCACUUUUUUUCCAGGCCGAUUUCUUGUGGUAGAAAGUCAGAGGACCCCGUCUUGGCUUCACCUCCUUGGGGUGAAAGAGAAAUAAGGUAGGCUUAGGAUAUGCUCAUAUCAUUUGGGCAACCGUCCCCUGGCCUUUGAGGAAGUGCCUGUGAGGUGGGCAUCACUGUCUGGAGGUCCUCUGUAUAGUAUGUGGACCGCUUAGGGCACACUGCAGUGGUCCACUAGUUCCCACCUGCUGUGCCUCAGCUGGGCUGGGAGGAGCAGGGGAGAAAGGGGCCCCCUUGGCCCAGAGAAGAGGUCUGAGGUCCUACUUCCGGAAUGAAAGGGAAGCCCUCAAGGAGCCAUGAUCCAGGGACCCUCACACUCCCUCCUGUUUGUGACUUGUCACCCCUGCCCCAACGUGCAUCUGUUUCCCCAGGGUUAGCAGUAAAAACCCUUUAAUGAAAA